AUGACCAAGCGUGUUCGAGUAACUAAACAGGAAGCGACAGUGCCGACGCUCGUAGGCCUCACAGACACAAGUACGACGCUAUCAUCACAUCCUAAUAUAACAAACAAGGGCAAUAUAACCACAUCAACAAGCGUCGAGGGAAAACACGUGAUGCUGCCUGCAUUUUUAUCCAAGACGUACGAGAUUUUCAGCAUGCGGGAAUUUGCACACGUUUGUGGCUGGAAUGCUACUGGAGACACCAUAAUUGUGUCGCAACUUGAGGCUUUUGUGUCCAUGGUGCUGCCGCGCUUCUUUAAACAUCGCAACUUCCCGUCGUUUGUGCGUCAGCUCAAUCUCUAUGGCUUUCAUAAGACAGUGCUGGACUCGAAGCGGUUGGAGUUUCAACAUCCGUACUUUAAACGUGGUCAACCUGACCUGCUGCACCACAUUAAACGCAAAGUCUCGAACAGCAAUCACCACAACCAACAGAUCGUCAGCACAUCUAUCCAGAACUCAAGACUUGAUACCCACCGGGAGAUGUCAGACGCUCUGCUGCGCGAGAUGAAGGAGUUGCGUCAACGUAGCGACGCCAUGGAGAAACGUCUGCGCGAGGUGGAAAUUGACAAUGCGAUUGUACGGAGUGACAAUCUGAAGUUGUGGAAGCAUCUGGAGGCAGCAAAGGACAAGCAGUUGGUCAUGCAGGAGAAAAUGAAAAAGAUCAUGUGGAUUUUGUUUCAGAUCUAUCGCGGAAAGCAGCAGAACCUCCCGAAACUGUCUAGCAACGACGUUACAGGCGCUGUUAUCAGCGAUGACUACUCAAAUAGCAGUAUGCUUGGGCCAAAAGAAUUUCGAGAUGUACUGCGCUUUCUGGCAAUGGAUGAACCCCCGAUGUUGCCUGAAUCAUCCGCCAAUGUUGCGUCUGCAACGCAAGGCUCGCGAAAGCGGAAGUUUGUCGAAGUACCGUCUGAUGUUGGUGAGGCACUCUUGGCAGAGAAUGCUUACAAAAUAGAAAACAAAGCGUCCUUAGCUGUUGAAGUGCCUAGCUCCAUGGGAAUGCCGAAUCCAUUUGCAAGGACUUUUCCGUCUGGUACUGCUCUUGCAGCACACCUAGACGAAGAGCAGAACAACGUGCUGAGUAUAUUCUCCCCACUCCAAGCGGUUAACAAUACCGCAGCAACCGCCGAUCCAACAUCGGGUGGAUUUGUUACAAGUGAUAUCGACACAAGUUCGAGCGCUUCCGCGACGGGGUCGACAUCGACUGAAUCGGCGCCACCUGCGACUGUCACCACACCGACCGAAUCAACUUCACAUGAAAGCACGCUGUCUGGCAGCAACGAAAGCGGAUCGCCUGAUUCAAAUCCUAUGUCAACUGCGGACGUAAGCAGUCAAUUGGCGUUUUUGGACGAGGAUCUCCCGUUACUGCCCGACUCCGACCACUAUAACUUCACUGACGGCGAACAGCAGUCAGUAAUGAAGAAACUCGAGGACUUUGAGACGUCGCUGCUAGACGAGUAUGACGUCGGCUGCCUUGACACCCUGUUAUUGCAGCUGAAAAAUGGUGCAGGCGACAAAGCGUUGGGUGUUGCAGUUGCAGACCCGGAGGAAAUUGUUGUUGGACCGAGCAACAUGUCGCCGAGCGAUGCCUAA
Messenger RNA from Peronospora belbahrii, 1626 nucleotides. The record is from the annotation of a GenBank genome assembly. Lineage: Eukaryota; Oomycota; Peronosporomycetes; Peronosporales; Peronosporaceae.